AUGCAUCGAAUGUACAUGAGACACCUCCAGGCCAGGUUGAUCCAAACCGCUAUCACGCUUCAUUUCGACCACGGAAACGCGAGACCAAAGGAAGAAAUCCAAACCCUGGAGUCCACUCUUAGGAAGUACGUUCAGGCUGUCCAAGACCAUGAAUACAUGGCGAGGUAUGCUGGGCAACGCAACGAUCCGUUCAUUGCGUCAAGUGAGCGAAUUCACGACAACUACCUGCUGAUGAGGGAAAUGACCAGGUACGGAAAAACUGCCAGCGACAUGGAAGCGUUCAAAGAAGGGGCAAUCCCAACUGGACCAUGGGAGACUGGCGAAGGCGGAGCGCAACCUAUCGGUGCCACUCGGACUGAGACCUUGAAGAGAGGACUCUGGUCGCGGAUUGCUGGGGCCUUGGUUGGUGGCGCUUUCUUAGUCGGUCCCAUGUGGUUGCUUGCACUCAAACAAGAACUGUAUUUGCAACUGGGUGUAACAACGGGUUGCGUGUCAGUUUUUGGGCUUCUCAUGGCGUGGUAUCUGAGUAGCUUAGAGGCUGUAUUCGCCGCAUCUGUAACCUACGCUGCCGUCCUCAUGGUAUUCAUCGGCGUCAUGAUACAGGAAAAGGGCGGGAAAUGA
Molecule: messenger RNA, 621 nt
Organism: Aspergillus oryzae RIB40
Lineage: Eukaryota; Fungi; Ascomycota; Eurotiomycetes; Eurotiales; Aspergillaceae
Exons: 2
Coding region: 1-621 (206 amino acids)
Source: RefSeq, a predicted model, not a curated record